GCACGAGCCUAGGGCCCACCGGCGAGCCGCCCCUCUUGUACAACAAGUUCCUGCCGAUCUCCGCCGCGAUCUGCGGCGAAUCACAGCCGAUCCGCCGGAACCCUCGAUACUGGUUCGGAGAACCCCCCCAACACCUCCGCCAUGGCUUUCCCGGAGCAUGCGUCAUCACGCUUCGACGACGUGCAGCUGCCUAUUGUCUUUUUGCCCGACGUUGAGGAGGAAGACGACAUGGAAUCGGGAGCUGGCCUCGAGGUCGAUACUCGGCCGAGACGGGUUGACCCGGAACCGGCUCCCGCUCCUCAGCACCCCAUCCCGUCUAUGCAGCAGGCCUUUGCCGAAUCCUUGAUGGAAGCUACGCAAGGCGCGGCCGCAAAACCGAAGCUACGAACCGGCGAUGCCAAGGCAAGGCGAGAGGAGCUUCUGGACCAGGGCCGGACCGAUCCGCCCCCGACGGCCUUGUGGCGCGGCCGGCCAGGCCAGAAAACACACGAGCUUUGCAGGCUCUUAGCCCAGAUCUCGUUUGGUGUGUACCUGUUGCUCCAUGGCAUGGCCAAUAGCCAGAUCCUGGUCGUUUCCAUCCUGCAGGGCCACAUCGACGAGGUGGACGAGUUUCUGGAGACGACACUCGAAGAUAUGGAGCUUGCCACGACGGAUAUGGAGGACCGGAUUAAGCAUCUGAAGCUCCCCAUGGACAACAUCGGCGUCUUUGAACGGAUGCUGGAGGAUCGAAACUUUCGCAUGCAAAUUCUCGACGGGAACCAGAAGAUUGAGCAUAUUUUAGCUCGCGCUCAGGUUGCGCUCAAGCAGACCCUCCACGACCUCGCCGAGGGUCUCGCGGCGACCAGGGAAUUUACCAUCUACCUCGCCGAGCAGCAGCAUGGGAGCUGGCGCCGGGACCGCCCGGAUGUGAUCGACAUUUUUGACGCCAUGAAGGGAAACACGGACGGGUGGUUCAAUGCGUUUAUGGACCUCCAAGCCAAAGGAAGCUCACUAAACGCGCUGAUUGUCAGGCUGACAGAUAUCGUCUCCGAGAUGGAGCGAAGGGCGGGCGAAGUGAGCCGAAGAACUAGGUUCAGCGUGAAGCCAUACUCCUCUCCCUCUCCCAAGCACAGCCCUAGGCCGUCUGAUGCGUCGUCGAUCAUGACCCCUCCAACUUCUCCCCCGCCUACGAAAAUCCCAAACUCGCCGCCCCGACUCUCGUUACGGCUAAGCGCAAUACAAACGGUAGCCCUGUCGAUUGACACCGAGACGCCGCCGAUAGCCGAGCUGGAAGCCCCUAUGGGAGAUAACACAACCGGGCAGAGCGAGACGAGCAAAGACGAAGCCACGCGGGAGUCAUUUCUGAUGGUAACCUCGAGGUCUCCACCCCCCGAGGAGUCACCCCCUGAAACGCCUCGUGAACUACCACCUCAGUUGCCUCCCGCGCGAGAUCCGCGUCGUCUUUCUAAAAGACCAUCGAUGUUAGCAGACUUGCCUAAGCUUGAAGUGCCUAAGGAAGACGACGAAGAGGGGGAGGAAGCCAUCUUCUAUCUCUUGCAACCCAGAACCUACACGCCUCAGCCACCAUCACCACAGCCCUCUCCCCGCAUCGUUGAAGAGCAGUCUCCCCGCGUCGUUGAAGAGCAGUCUCCCCGCGUCGUUGAAGAGCAGUCUCCCCGCAUCGUUGAAGAGCAGUCUCCCCGCAUCGUCGAUGAGCGGCCCAGGACAAACUCAGAAACCCAAAGGUCAAGGGUCAAUUCUUCGGCUUCUUCGGUCGAAUCGGCAGCACAGCUAACGCUCGAACCUGUCAAACCACGGAUGGAGCAGGUGAUAUCAAAACCGCAAGUACACCGGCUAAGAGUCGUUGAGAUCGGAUCCAAGACGGAUCCCAAACACGGUCCCAGGCUGAGCCAAAGACCGGAACCACGACCGAGACCUGGGCCGGACCCGGCGCAGGCCCCGGAGCUAGCUAUCCCACAGGACCCUGAGGUGGUAACAACGCAGAGGACGUCCCUUAGGCAACGCAUCUCGCUUAAGACCAGCCCCCCAGAAUCGAUACAAGUCCCUCAUCCAAACGCGGCCGAAAGGCCGUUGCAGACAGCCCCGCGAGGUUACCAGGCGCCGGAUUCAGCAUAUGGAUCCGACAUGGAACGCCCACCAGUCAACUCGAUGGCGUCUGUCAACUCGCCCCUUGCGGAUUUCUCACCGCCCUUCAUUCACCCAGGGAUGAUACCCUCGCCACAUUCUGAAAGGCAGUUCUUCCGCCCGGUCCAAGCCAGCCCGUACUCGCCGCUUCAACAGAGACCGCACACCGCUGGGACCGUGGGCCCCCAUCACUUUCCGCCUCCCCCAAGGCCCACACCCUCUAGGAUGGGGAUGAGCAUGAUGAGUACCGACACCACGAUGACCAACCAGACGGGCAAGUCGGUAAAGAAGAAGCGCAGUGCGUUCGGGUGGCUGAAAAAGGCCUUCGCCCUGGACGACGAAGAGCGCGCAGCGUUCGAACAGAGGAAGAGAGAGCAGACGGCCAACAACCCCUAUUACGAACCCAAGAGCCAGCAGUUCUUGGACGGCAGACGCAUUCGGCCCCGCCCGGGUUAUUAAGGACUGCUGGGCGGUCCGGCCAUUGCUGCCGUCCGGUUCAAAUUCUCCGGAACGAGGGUUCAAGGCUGGUAACAAAGUGUGCCAGGCCUCUGCGGCCCGGGCCGGUCCUUCUGAACCCGGCCCAGCCGCGGCCACUCAUGUGUUCCGCGCUGUCGGGACCGGUUUGGAGUUUCAUGCGUUUGAUACCCAGCGAACCAGAGUCCCCCACCUACAGUACGUGAAAAGUGCCAAUCUAAAGGACUAUAAUCUAGACUCGGGGCUUUUUUUAUUUAUUUAUUUUACGUUCCGGUUGGCUUCCUCGCGGGGUUUUACUUUAAUUGUUUUGGGAAUG
Messenger RNA from Chaetomium fimeti, 2914 nucleotides. RefSeq lists its product as uncharacterized. The record is from RefSeq and is a predicted model, not a curated record. The transcript is spliced from 2 exons. Lineage: Eukaryota; Fungi; Ascomycota; Sordariomycetes; Sordariales; Chaetomiaceae. The coding region runs from base 142 to 2583 and encodes 813 amino acids.